UUUCUUUUUCUUCGUAAUUGUUGGCAUCCUGGAUAGCGACGUUAGCAAGCACGGGAUUCCGUGAUACCUCUGGGAUCAACAGCUGUCAGAUCCACUUUCAUUGGUGGCCGUAAAUCCGAUCUUCGGCACCUAUGCCCAAAGUCAUUUGAGCUUGAAGAAGCUUCGCGGUGACAAGCCGCAGCUCUCCGGACGUCAGCCCUCGAGAUCCUCCUUGUGGAGGGUCAAUUGAAUUCGUGUCCAUUGCUUCCACAUAGCCUGUUAGAUCUGUAAUUUCAUCAUGGAGACAAUUCAGAGGCCCGUUGUCAGCUUUCUGGGCCCUAUUGCCUCAUAUUCGCAUCAGGCAGUCCGCCAGGUGUUUCCAGAACCAACGUGGGAACUGAGGCCUGCAGCAACGAUAGAUGACGUCUUUGACCAGGUUCAAUUCGGAGAGGUAAAGGCCGGCGUCGUCCCCAUUGAAAAUUCUACAAAUGGCUCAGUCGUCUUCACCCUCGAUAACCUCGCCGACCGCAAUGGUCGGUACAAAGACAUCACCGUCGACGGCGAGAUCUUUGUCGACGUACAUCACUGCCUGGUGGGACACAGAAAUCCAUCCCCCGUGCUGGAGCUGGAAGACCAUGGAGACGGGUCGGGAACCUGCACGCCUACUCUCACGGACCCGCGCCCGUCGAAACCAAAGUCAAAGCCCCUCGCGAAUCUGAGACACAUCAAGAGGCUCUACUCUCACCCUCAGGCGUUUGGCCAGUGCAACGCCUUCAUCUCGACGUACCUCAAGGGCGUUGAGAUUUUCGACGUCAGCUCGACUAGCAAGGCUGCCGAGAUUGUGAGCCAGGACACAACCGGCACUUGGGCGGCCAUUUCCAGCGAGCUUGCUGCCAAUCUCAUGCAGGGCUUGGAUAUGUUGGCCAGGUCUAUCGAGGACCGUGACGACAACACCACCCGCUUCCUCAUUAUCGGAAAGAAUACGACUGUUCCCAAGGACUGGAAUCUAGUGAAACAGUCGGUGGGAGAGGCUAGUACCAGGACUCUGAUAUCGUUCACGGUGCCUCAUACGUCCCCGGGUGCCCUGGCCGAGGUUUUGAGCGGCUUCAAGGCGCAUAAUCUAAACCUCACGAGCAUCAACAGCAGACCAAGCCUGUUGGCUCCAUUCCAGUACAUCUUCUUCAUUGAAUUCGAGGGCAGCAAAUACGAUGACCCAGAUGGAAGAGUAAAAGGGGCGUUGGAUAACAUUGACCGGGUCGCCCAGAGUUGGAGAUUACUCGGAAGCUGGGAACGGUACAAGUAGCUAUUCCAGUAAAAUGGCAGGGAUGAAUAAGACAAGAACUCAAGGAGAGCCUUGUCUUACCAAAAUGCUUCCCAACUAAGUUAUUGCGAGGCGACUACUGCAUCUAAGUGACCAACGUAGAUUAGUACAUGUAGGUUGACGAGUCCUUUUUCUCUCCCAGGAUUCGGCUGCCAAGGCCGCUUGACCGCCAUAAGAGUGAAUGAAUCC
Trichoderma harzianum CBS 226.95 is the source of this 1489-nucleotide messenger RNA. RefSeq lists its product as hypothetical. Bases 278 to 1282 code for a protein of 334 amino acids. Gene Ontology annotation, molecular function: chorismate mutase activity; prephenate dehydratase activity. The record is from RefSeq and is a predicted model, not a curated record. The transcript is spliced from 3 exons. Gene Ontology annotation, biological process: L-phenylalanine biosynthetic process. Gene Ontology annotation, cellular component: cytoplasm. NCBI's taxonomy places the organism in Eukaryota, Fungi, Ascomycota, Sordariomycetes, Hypocreales, Hypocreaceae.